Molecule: messenger RNA, 811 nt
Organism: Aedes albopictus (Asian tiger mosquito)
Lineage: Eukaryota; Metazoa; Arthropoda; Insecta; Diptera; Culicidae
Exons: 1
Coding region: 151-792 (213 amino acids)
Molecular function (GO): nucleic acid binding
Source: RefSeq, a predicted model, not a curated record
GCGGUAUACGAUGAAGCAGACUCGGACAACAUCACGGAGAGCAUCAACUCGAACUUUUCAAUCACGAACGCUGAACUACUCGGCAUUUUAAAAGCACUGGAACUCAUCAAAGCAAAAGGAUACAGGAAAGCGGUCAUUUUCACGGACUCAAUGAGUGCGUGUGAGAUGAUACGAAAUGGAAGAGCAGUGGACAACAACUAUCUCAUAGGAGAGAUAUACAAGGAGUUCCUGAACAAUGCGGAAAGUGCGAUCAAGGUACAAUGGAUACCGAGCCAUAUGGGAAUCCAUGGGAACGAAAUCGCCGAUCAGCUGGCAGUGGCCAAAACACAGCACAAACAAUCGGACUACCAAGGAGUAACUGCUGGAGACGCGCUCGUCCUGAGCGCGAAAAAUACGUGGGAAGAUUGGAACCGGAAGUACAAGGAAGUGUCGAAAGACAAAGGAAAAUGGCACUACCAAUUGAUGGAGAAACCAGGGAAACGGAUAUGGAGUAAGGAGCUCAUACUAAACCCAAAAGAAGUGAAAAUUCUAAACAGAAUUAGAAGUGGACAUUGUAUGACGAAAGAAAGGAGGGCGAAAUGGGGUUGGGAAGAAGACGAAUUGUGUGAAUGGUGUGAAGAAACCGAAAAUCUGAAACACAUAAUCUACGAGUGCCCACAAUACAACCUAAGUCGAAGUCAGUUUCCGGCAUUGGAGUAUAUGAAACCAUUAGAAGUGAUUCUACAAGAAGGCUGUGAAGAAGAAAUGAAGCAAAUAGUGAAGUUUUUGGAAGAGAACAACAUCCACAUAUAAAAAGACAACUAAACAUGUA